UCAAUACUCAAUUUGUCUAUUUAUAUUCACACCACCAUCUUCUUAUCUACUAUCCCAUCAUCACAUUCACACCUCUCUAUAUUUCCUCUCUGCUCUCUCCAUUUUCGCUAUCCGAAUCCUCAAUCAGGUCGGAUCUCACCCACUACCAGUAGCUUCAGCACCUCACACCGGAAGUCUCAAUUAGCAACUGCGCUAUCCGCUUUUGACCGCAUAAUGAGCACCACAGGGGUGAGAAAAAGGGCCACAAUGGAAGAAUUGAGGAGUCUGAGAAUGGUAACGGCAGUCAAGACUCCAUACUUAGCCAAUGGCCGAAUCGAUCUCGAUACAUAUGAUAACUUGGUGAACAUGCAAAUUGCAAAAGGUGUUGACGGUAUCCUUGUUGCUGGAACAACUGGUGAAGGCUCUUUAAUGACCUGGGACGAACAAAUAAUGCUUAUAGCCCACACAGUCAAGUCUUUUGGCGACAAAGUCAAGGUUAUCGGCAACGGUGGAAGCAACUGCACAUCAGAAGCAAUUACUGCCACCGAGCGAGGUUUUGCUGUUGGAAUGGAUGCUGCAAUGCAUAUAAACCCUUACUAUGGAAAAACCUCAUCAGAGGGUUUGAUUGCUCACUAUAAUUGUGUGCUUUCAAUCGGGCCGGUGAUCAUAUACAACGUACCAGCUAGGACUAAUCAUGAUAUUCCUCCUAGUGUAGUUGAAAAAUUGGCUGAACAUCCUAACUUGAUUGGCAUCAAAGAAUGUAUAGGAAACGACAGAGUGAAAAUGUAUACGAGCAAGGGACUUCAUGUUUGGACCGGAACCGAUAGAGAAAGCCAUGAUGCUAGAUGGGAAUGUGGUGCUGCUGGACUUUAUUCGGUUGCUGGAAACUUGAUUCCUGGUUGGAUGAAGGAACUCGUGGUUGAGGGUAAGAAUCCUUCAUUGAAUGCGAAGUUGGCGCCUUUGUUCGAUUGGAUAUUUCAUGUGCCGACGCCGGUUGCUUUGAACACUGCGCUUGCUCAACUUGGAGUUAUUAAACCAGUUUUCAGGCUACCACAUGUUCCUGUUCCUAUUGAGAAGAGGAGAGAGUUUGUGAAUUUGGUGAAGGAAUUUGGUAGAGAGAAUUUUGUUGGUGAAAAAGAUGUUCAAGUUCUUGAUGAUGAAGACUUUAUUAUUGUUGCUCGUUACUAAGCUGAAAAACCAUGUCCAUAUAUGACAUUGUAGUGUCAUAUUAAGUUGACAAAUUCAAUAAGAUAUGCUUUAUUUUUCAGUUACAA
Vicia villosa (hairy vetch) is the source of this 1253-nucleotide messenger RNA. RefSeq names its product 4-hydroxy-tetrahydrodipicolinate synthase, chloroplastic-like. The transcript is spliced from 3 exons. NCBI's taxonomy places the organism in Eukaryota, Viridiplantae, Streptophyta, Magnoliopsida, Fabales, Fabaceae. The coding region runs from base 214 to 1167 and encodes 317 amino acids. The record is from RefSeq and is a predicted model, not a curated record. Gene Ontology annotation, molecular function: 4-hydroxy-tetrahydrodipicolinate synthase activity.